This is a messenger RNA of Bradysia coprophila, 5996 nucleotides long. RefSeq names its product protein phosphatase 1 regulatory subunit spinophilin (gene Spn). The record is from RefSeq and is a predicted model, not a curated record. Gene Ontology annotation, biological process: calcium-mediated signaling; neuron projection development; actin filament organization. NCBI's taxonomy places the organism in Eukaryota, Metazoa, Arthropoda, Insecta, Diptera, Sciaridae. Gene Ontology annotation, cellular component: dendrite; actin cytoskeleton; cytoplasm. Gene Ontology annotation, molecular function: actin filament binding.
AAAAGUAUUACCGUUUUCAUCGAUAGCACCUCUUCGCAUCUUGUGUGCGAUUUUUCUCUCAGCCGGUCGUGCACUUAUACAUCAAGUUUUUGUUUCCCGUGUUUUAAUGCCAAACAACUAAAACAUAAAUAAAAGAAACGAAAUCCGACCACAAAAAACAACAAAAUCGUGUGGACCAUUCCAAAUUCAUGUGUUAAAGUGUGCGCAUAAAACGUUGCAAAAGAAAUCGGGUGAAUGAAUUCGUGAUAAGAAAGUCAAUUUUUCGGAAGAAAAUUCUUGUCUUCCAUUUGGAUUUUUUCUUAUACCAGGCAGUAAGUUUAACACUCCGACGACGAAGAAAACGGAUUGUGUUUCUGCGUGUUUGCUUUGGUGUCGUGGAUUUUCUCCGACCAAAAAUGUUUGUUUAAAUUUAGUGUUUGAAGGCAAAACACAGUUUUGUUGAUUGAAUGAAUGAAAAGUGUGUUACAAUCUCAGUGUUUCGAAACAAAAAUAUCAAUCAAUUCAGGCGAUCAAAGAUCGGUCAGUGUUGUGAGUGAGUGGAAUUAACAAUUUUGUUUGUUUGUUUGGAUAAUUUAUUUACGCAUCACCCGACAAGAAACCCAUCGGAUUACCGGAGCUCCAGCAGCUGUUUCACCAACAAGACUUCAAUUGGAUAAUAGCCCGUCAGGAAAAUGACAAAGUAAUAUUUGGCACCGACUAUGGAAAAGGCAAUGAACCAUUCGUCUUCCGGACCGAAAGUAUCGCAAAUUGCGAAUUUAUUCCAAAGGAAGCCGGUGGAAAUGGAUUCCAAUGAACCGAUUAAAGACUGCCAGCAACCCACAACCGUUGUGCGAACCGAAUCCCAUUCCACGCGUUUCAACAACGCUCGUGCACUAUUCGAAAAACUGGGCGUCGAGAAUCGAGUACCGCGUCCAGCCGCACUCAGUUUAAAAAUGACAAAUUCCAGCAGCAAAGAAGACAUUUUGGGCGAUUCCAGUCCCGACCGUGACAACAUUCGAACGCCGUCACCGAAACGAACAAAGUAUCCGAUCGGUAAUGCGGUCACGAAUGGCGUACCGAAAAGGGAUCCGUCGAAAAUUCAGAACACGUCGCGUUUCAAAUCCGAAAAGCCGGAGAAGCCGGAAAAACCGGAACGCAAAUUUAAUUCCAAGGAACUGAUUGAAAAGCAAAAAAAUUGGACAUCCCAUUUCACGAAAGCCAGGACGACGCGAUUCAACAGUGAUCCGAAUCGUUGUGAUAUAAUCCGAACUGUUCCCGGAACAGUUCUCUAUUCCAGUAAUGACAUUACCUCCGAAUCGCCACCCACACCUCGAAUACAAGCUUCCAAAUCCGUUGACACACCCGUACGUCCAAAGUCCCCGCCAAGUCCACCAGUACGCCAAAUGGUACCGCCGGAAGUAAAACCUCGCAUCAUUAAACCGCUCAGUCCGACGAAACAACCGCCACCCAUUCCAACCAACAAACCGUACAGUCCGGUGAAACAUUACGCCGAACCACCGACAAAAACGGCGAGCCCAGUGAACAAAAACGACGAAUUUCCGGAAAAUCGUAAACGAUCCAUCGAUCUCAUUGAAGGUGACAAUUGUUUGGUGCGUAGUCCGCCGGUGGAAUACGCACAGGUGAAAAAGCAUUCCGUUGACAUUGUGUCGCCAGCUGUUGGUGUUAGUGCAUCGUCGAGUCCGGUACCGAGUACAUCAUCAGCACCGUCCAGUCCGACACACACGGAAGAUGAGAAGCAGGAAAAUGAAUCAACCGAAAAAUCGGAACGUUCCGAUAGCAUUCCACAAAGACGGUCAUCCAAAACAAAUUCCGAAUGUUCGGAAGGCGAUCGACCAGCUAACAGUACCGGCCGUCGAACAAACAAAGUUUCCAGUAUUUGUUUGAACAUUACGGAUUCCGAUUCACGUACACCAAGUAUUAUUAGCAGUACCGACGAGGGCGGCUUCAACGAACCAUCGCCCGAAAUCAAAGCAAAAUUGAAACCAGCCUACACCUUCGAUCCGAACGAAUGCGAUGAAUCCGCCAAUCAAUCACCCACCGCCAUCACAGCCCAGAACUCACUGCAUUAUGUCGAUUUUGGUUAUCGACUCAACCCAGAUGGCAGCGAAAGUUGUCAGGUGUUCGGUGAAUCGGAACUGUACCAACCAACCGUUAAAAAUGGCACAAAUGACACGGACGAAUUCCGGAAGAUAAAUUCGAAAACCAAUGGAUUCAGUGUGGAGUCGGUUGUGUAUGCGACGAUAAAGCCGGAAAUUCCGCCACCGAAUGAACUGUUUCUGGAAUGUGACUACCAGCAAAGCGAAAACAUCUAUCACAGUCCACAAACCAUAUUGGAUCCAACCAGGCGGACGUUAAGCGAUGACAGAGAAUCAACGGAUGAUGAUUUGCCUACACUUCUGCCGCCACCGCGACCACCACUUCCCGAAGGUCCACCGUUAGAUAUACAAGAUGUCGAAUUUGCCGAUGCUAGCGAUAAGGAAGACUAUUUGGCUGAGGAUAUGACAGCCGAUGAAGCUGAACGAUUGUUGAGUUCUAGACAACAGUCUCUACUAUCCGACGAACAAGCACGCGAAGUUGAAGAACUUCUCUCUGCUGAACGGGAAAAGUCGGAAAAAUCUGUUUCUAGUCACAUAAAGGAAACAUCGAAUGGAAAGUCCCCGGCGGACAACGAUCCAAAGUGUCCGAAUGCUGAUCUCGUCAAAGGUGGCAUCCUAGAUGGCAUCGAACCGCCGCAUGAAUUCAGCCUUCUGUCGAAAAACAAUGAAAAGAAUGCCAGCCAUGGCACGGCAUUGAAUCAAUCGGUCGAAGAGUCGAUGCUGGAAUCGAUUUUGUCCGUUGAAUCGAAUGUAACCGACAAUUCUGUGCAUAGCAUCACAACGACAACGAUCGACGAGAGUAUUACGUCCGGUAAAAUCGAAAACAGUUGCGUUGAGUCGGUGGCUAGCUCGAGAAUAUCGUUGGCCGAACCGGAAAUUACCGAUCCGGACACGUAUUUCAUACCCGAAUAUCCGCCAGUGUCGCAGAAGGAAGUGUAUGUUGAAGGUGGAAUACACUACUUUGAAGAUGGCAAUUUUUGGAUGGAGAUACCGGGACUCAUGGACUGUGAUGAGGACGAAGAUGAUCUAGACUAUCCGGUAUUCACCAAGAAAAAUAAUAAAAUUCGCUUCAGCACCGGAGCGAUUCAAGUAUUUUCAACGUAUUCGGUUCACGACUAUGAUCGACGGAACGAAGAUGUUGACCCGGUGGCCGCAUCGGCGGAAUAUGAACUGGAGAAACGUGUCGAGAAGAUGCACGUUUUCCCCGUUGAAUUGAUGAAAGGACCCGAAGGUCUUGGACUUAGUAUUAUUGGUAUGGGCGUUGGAGCCGAUGCAGGACUAGAAAAAUUGGGAAUUUUCGUUAAAACAAUUACCGAUAAUGGUGCUGCAGCUCGUGAUGGUAGAAUACAGGUAAACGAUCAAAUUAUCGAAGUCGACGGUAAAAGUUUGGUUGGAGUAACUCAAGCGUACGCUGCAUCCGUUCUACGCAACACAUGCGGUCUCGUCAAAUUUCAAAUCGGCCGUGAAAAGGACCCGGACAAUUCCGAGGUGGCUCAGCUAAUACGCCAAAGUUUGCAGGCCGAUCGUGAUAAGGAGGAUCGUCUGAAGAGACAACACGAAGAGUAUCUGCGCCGAACGUUAGACUAUUCGGAAGAUUCAACCCAACCGGCCUCGGCCAAUUCGAGUGUGUCAGAGGGGCCGAACAGUCCGCUGGUUUUGGAGCCGAUCAUGCAGUCAAUGGAUAGCGAGGUCAGCCAUUCGCAGGAGGUGGAGUCAUUGAAACGACUGUUACAGGAGAGCCAAAAGAAAAUUGCACAUAAUGAAGAGGAUAUGAAUAGCUUAAGGUCAAAGCUGGUCAAACUCGAAACCGAAGGAAACGAGGCUGAACUACUCGCAGAACGGCUGCGUCAAACGGAAAAAGAAUUGGCCAACAUCAAAAAGGAAACGUUGAACUACCAAAAUAUGUUGCAACAGUCGCAGACGCAAUUCACCGUACUGGAUCGUAAGUAUAACAAGGCCAAACGACUGGUGCGCGAAUACCAGCAACGGGAACUGGAUAUGGUGCAUCACGAGGAGUUCUAUUUGUCGCUGUUGCAAGAGAAGGACACCGAGUACAAUGCACUGGUGAAGAAACUCAAAGAUCGUGUGAUCAAUUUGGAACAGGAACUACAAGACACACAGAGAAAGGCUGGAUUGCCCGUGUCUCUGCCCUAUGACAGUGCUAGUCUGCGUUUGACGCCACAAAUGUCGAGAAGACAACCACCGAAACCGUUGUUCCAGAAACUGGAUACCGGUUUGUCCGACACAGAAGUAUCCGAUCUGUCGCCCGAUGGCGAAGACGAUAAAACGGCGACCGUCGAACGAAAACUUCCGCUGCCAGUCAAAGAUGAAUUGGACUCGGUGGUGCCACCACAUGAGCUGCUCGACAGUUCCGUUUUGAAAAGUAAGUCCGACCUUGCGUCUCGUGGUGCCAAACGACAACUUCCGACGGGAAAGAAAAGCUUAAGCAACAGCAGCUCGGACUGUGCGCUAAACGAUAGCGAAGAGGAGGGCGUUAGAACGGACUCAUCGUCUUCGAAGGGGGAAAAUGGUCGACAGAAUGGUCAUGCGUUGCACAGAAAUCGACCCGACGAAAAUGCAACUCCGUUGUACGCACAGGUGCAUAAAGAUCGCAGUCAGGAUGUCCACCACCAUGCGGCACAUUCGACCAUACCGAACAUUUUCAAAAACUCAAAUGAACAGAAUUCCUCGUACAACAACGACUUCAGCAGCUCCGACAGCAUCUUGGGCUCGAAUGACAAAUUGUCGGAUAAUGCGGACAGUUGGAUGUAUCCGAGCCGUCGACGUGGUGUCAAGGUGCAGCCUAAUUCAUUCACCGAUCAACUGAAUCAAGUCCUAUCCGAUCGGGAAAACCGACGACUAGGCGAUGGUUCGUCCAGUAGGGAUUCAAGCGACGAUUUUUCAGAAGUAAAUCGAUCGAGUACGGCGGCAACAUUAUCCCAAAAUUUGUUAGUGGAAAUCCGACAGGCUGUUAAUGAAGCGCAACCGAAAGUUAAAAACAUUUUGCCACAAUCACUGUCACCUCCCGGCACCGUACCAUGGCAACAACAAUCCCAACAAACCACCGGUCCUCCGUCGCCAUCCAGCAUGUCGUCCGGUUCAACAUCGCCCGGAUAUUCACCGAGUCGUGUGGUCGAUCUGUCCGGAUCCAGUACCAGUUUCUCCAGCGAUCGUCGUUCGCACAACUGGCAAAACGGUCCCGUACAGGAAUGGUCCAAGGAACAGGUGUGUCAAUGGUUACUAGCACUGGGCCUCGAGGCUCAUAUGCCGAAAUUUAUAGAGCAUGGCGUCGAGGGUGGAGCGCUGUUACAGUUGGACUCGCGUGACUUAAAGAUAUUGGGCGUGACGGGUGAUGACAAAUCGAAGUUUAAGCGCAAGCUGAAAGAUUUGAAGAACAUUAUCGAGAAGGAGAAGCGACAACAGGAGAAAGAGCGUAAGGAACGGGAGAAAUUGAUAAAGAAAGCGCAGAAGAAGGUGGAAAAAGCGGCGGCUAAACUAAAGUAAGAUUGGAAAUUGUAAUAAAUAAUUUAUAAAAUUCAUGCAUUCACAACACAACAAGACACAUAAACUACAUACACCACACACACACACACACGUGACAUAUACAAACGCGCACUUUUUUUUAGAACAUAGGAAAGCAUAAAAGAAAUAUUUAAAAUAUGGACUGACCUAAGUAAUGAAACGAUUUUUUUAGUUGGUAAAAUUAAUGAAAAAAACAAAAAGUUUUUGAAUCCUUGGAACUGUGUAAUUUUAGAAGUCUUAGCAUAAGAUCGACUAACCAUCCAAAUUUAGCAAUGUUUUAACACUAAAAAUAAUAAAAACAAAAAAAUUUGUCAUUUGUUUGCACUGCAUGGCGACCGUGCAGUGCAAUUUCAGAUGUGCCAAAAUUUCAACCAUCAA